Megalops cyprinoides (Indo-Pacific tarpon) is the source of this 3032-nucleotide messenger RNA. RefSeq names its product ubiquitin carboxyl-terminal hydrolase 15-like. The transcript has 23 exons. The coding region runs from base 15 to 3032 and encodes 1005 amino acids. The record is from RefSeq and is a predicted model, not a curated record. Lineage: Eukaryota; Metazoa; Chordata; Actinopteri; Elopiformes; Megalopidae. Gene Ontology annotation, molecular function: cysteine-type deubiquitinase activity. Gene Ontology annotation, biological process: protein deubiquitination.
CAUGCUAAUGAAACAUGGCGGAGGGAGGAGCGGCUGAUCUGGAUACCCAGCGAGGAGAGGUCGCGGCGCUGCUGAAAACGCCGCUGCGGAAGGGAGACACUUGGUACUUAGUGGACAGCCGCUGGUUCAAACAGUGGAAGAAAUAUGUGGGCUUCGACAGCUGGGACAAAUAUCAGAUGGGAGACCAGAAUGUCUAUCCAGGACCCGUCGACAACUCGGGGCUCCUCAAAGAUGGUGAUGCACUGUCACUCAAGGAGCACCUCAUCGACGAGCUGGACUACAUCCUGGUUCCCACGGAGGGCUGGAACAAACUGGUCAGCUGGUACGGGCUGACGGAGAGCCAGGAGCCAAUCGCACGCAAGGUGGUGGAGCAGGGCAUGUUCGUGAAGCACUGCAAGGUGGAGGUGUACCUCACGGAGCUCAAGCUGUGCGAGGACAGCAACAUGGACAACGUGGUCACCCGCCGCUUCAGCAAAGCCGACACCAUAGACACCAUCGAGAAGGAGAUGAGGAAGCUGUUCAGCAUUCCCGAUGAGAAGGAGACCAGGCUGUGGAACAAGUACAUGAGCAACACGUUCGAGCCCCUCAGUAAACCGGAUAGCACCAUCCAGGACGCCGGGCUCUACCAAGGACAGACGACGGCUAGCCUGGAAGCCGAUGUCUGUAAACUCCAGCACACGGUUCUGGUAAUAGAGCAAAAAAAAGAGGACGGCACGUGGCCCCGGGGCUCCUCCGCACCCAAGUCCCCAGGCGCUUCCAAUCUCUCGACCUUACCAAAGAUCUCCCCCUCGUCCCUCUCAAACAAUUAUAGUGGUUUCAACAGCAGAAAUGUAAAAAACUCCAACUACUGCCUCCCGGCCUACCCUCCGUAUAACAGCUACGAGUACUCAGAACAGGCCAGGCACAGCGAGCGGCCGGGCCUCUGCGGCCUCUGUAACCUGGGAAACACCUGCUUCAUGAACUCUGCAGUGCAGUGUCUGAGCAACAUCCCUCCGCUCACGGAAUACUUCCUGAAAGACAAGUACCAGGACGAGCUGAACCUGGACAACCCCCUGGGGAUGAGGGGGGAGAUCGCCAAGGUGUACGCCGAGCUCAUCAAGCAGCUGUGGUCGGGGAAGUACAGCUACGUCACCCCCAGGCCUUUCAAGACGCAAGUGGGCCGCUUCGCCCCCCAGUUCUCAGGCUACCAGCAGCAGGACUCCCACGAGCUCCUGGCCUUCCUCCUGGACGGGCUGCACGAAGACCUCAACCGCAUCAGGAAGAAGCCCUACAUCCAGCUCAAAGACGCAGAGGGCCGGCCGGAUAAGGUGGUCGCCGAGGAGGCCUGGGAGAACCACAUAAAGAGGAACGACUCCAUCAUCGUGGACAUCUUCCACGGCCUCUUCAAAUCCACCCUCGUCUGCCCCGUCUGCGCCAAGGUUUCGGUGACCUUCGACCCCUUCUGCUACCUGACGCUCCCCCUGCCCAUGAAGAAGGAACGCACGCUGGAGGUGUACCUAGUGCGGCUCGACCCCCUGGCCAAACCUACGCAGUAUAAACUGACCGUGCCUAAGGUUGGGUACAUCUCUGACCUCUGCACCUCUCUCUCCACUUUAUCUGGGGUACCCGCCGAUAAGAUGAUUGUUACUGACAUCUACAACCACCGCUUCCAUCGGAUAUUCGCCACCAACGAGAACCUGAGCAGCAUCAUGGAGCGGGAUGACAUUUACGUGUUCGAGGUGGCGGUGAACCGGGCGGAGGACAUGGACCACGUGGUGAUCCCGGUGCACCUGCGGGAGAAGUACAAGCAGUCGGGCUACAACCACACCAGCACGCCCCUGUUCGGCCAGCCCUUCCUCAUCACCGUGCCCCGCUGCCUGAGCGAGGAGAAGUUCUACAACCUGCUGCUGCUCCGCAUGUGCCGAUUCCUGCGCUCCACCCCAGACGAGGAGGAGCCCGAGGAGACGCCCCUCCUCAAAGAGCACAGCGUCAACGGCAACGCCACCAACGGGGUCCUGGAGGAGGGCUCUCCCAGUGAGAUGGAGACGGACGAGCAGGACGACGAGUCCAGCCAGGACCAGGAGCUGCCCUCCGAGAACGACAACAGCCAAUCGGAGGAGUCGGUGGGCGGGGACAACGACCUGGAGAACGGCAUCGGCCCGGACCAGACGACCAAAGGCCAGCCGCUAGCGGGGCACAAACGGCGACUCUUUACAUUCCAGUUCAACAACAUGGGCAAGACGGACUUCAGCUUCAUCAAGGAGGAGCCCAGGCACAUCCGCUUCGACGAGGGACACCUACGGCUCAGUGACAGGUCCUAUCUGUCAUUGGACUGGGAGCCUGAGAUAAAGAAGAAAUACUUUGAUGAAAGUGUGGUCGAGGAUUUCGAGAAGCACGAAAGCAUGGAGUCCAAGCCCCAGAAGAAGGCCUUCUUUAAGCUGAAGGACUGCAUCGAGCUCUUCACCACCAAGGAGAAGCUGGGAGCCGAGGACCCCUGGUACUGUCCCAACUGCAAGCAGCAUCAGCAGGCCACCAAAAAGCUGGACCUCUGGUCCCUGCCGCCGGUGCUGGCCGUCCACCUCAAGCGCUUCUCCUACAGCCGAUACAUGCGGGACAAGCUGGACUCGCUGGUGGACUUCCCCCUCAGCGAUCUGGACAUGUCCGAGUUCCUCAUCAACCCCAACGCCGGCCCCUGCACUUACGACCUCAUCGCCGUGUCCAAUCACUACGGAGGAAUGGGAGGCGGCCACUACACCGCCUUCGCCAAGAACAAGGACGACGACAAGUGGUACUACUUUGACGACAGCAGCGUGUCGCCAGCGAACGAGGAUCAGAUUGUGUCCAAGGCUGCGUACGUGCUCUUCUACCAGCGGAAGGACACCAUCAGCGGUACGGGCUACUUCGCCCUGGACCGCGAGGCCCUGGAGACAGCUUCGGCGGAGGGAUACGCCGGCCAGAGCGACGAGGACCUGAAUGAGAACGAGAACGACGACGAGGAUGACGACAACGAGGAGCGGGAGACCAACCACGACGUCACCAUGAACACCAACUGA